AUGCCCGCUCUCCCAGUCAUCUUCCCCCGAUCGUCAUCAUCAACGCCAAACCCGGAGAUCGCAGUGAUCACCGAGGACACAGCAAACAUGAAGCUCGACGGCGAGCAGAGCCGUGUCGAAAACACUGAGACCGCUCAAGUCUCUGCCUCUCUGCCAUCAUCUCUCCCAGAUGAUGGCAGGCCCCCCGUCCCAGAUGACGAAACCCGUCAUCUGGCUAAGACUCCGAUCAAGCCAAGCGAGGAGGAUGAUGUCUUCGGCGCUUCAAACUCUGUUCCUGACGGCAAGGUCGCCAUGAACACUGUUGCUCGUCGAAUCAUCAACAACCUGCGUGCCCCUGUUGGGUACAAGGGUUUUACUCCGCGACCAGACCGCGUAAAUCAGGUCCCGACCGCCGCGAACGCGCAAGGUCUUUAUCCACCAACUGCACUCAUUUUUGUUGCGAACUUGUCCAAGCAUCGCUCCGAGGACCAACUCGAAAUCGCCUGCCAUCAGGCGUUCGAUGGGUAUGGCCCGAACCAUGUCAAGAUCCGCCGCGACAAAAAUCAUCAUCCCAAUGCGUUCAUCCAGUUCCAGAAGGAUGAGGACGCCAAUGCUGCGGUCGCAGGCGCGUAUGGUCUUAUCAUAGACGGGAGAAAGAUUCGGAUCGAACAGGCUAAGGCAGAGCGCGCCGUCAUCCUCAGCAAGACUGAUGGCACUAUGGUCACAGAGGCGGAAACUCGUGGCAUCCUCGAACGUUACGGUCCUCUCGAGCUCAUCGCACCGACCAAUAUGGCUAAUCGACGCCACGGUGGCUCGGGUAACGGGAUGUACGUGAGAUUCGCGUACUACCUCGACUGUCGCGACGCUCUCAAAUUCUUUCAGAAUCACACCGCAGGCUUCCAGCUUUACAUGGCACCUUCCCUCGAACCACGCAUCCGCAUCGGAGCCGACGGCGGCACUGUCAUUGGUGGUUUCACCAACCCUCGCUCGGCUAUUGACCAGAAGUCUAUCUACGUUGGAAAUCUGCCAGAGGGAACAACCCGUGCUGAUCUUGAAGAGCUUUUUGCCGAGUUUGGUAUCAUCGUCCAAGUCAACAUCAUCAAGAAGACUUAUGAGAACGAGGUCGUGAACAACUUUGCUUUCAUCGAAUUCUCCACUCCCCACGAGGCCAACCGUGCGGCUAGUGCCGAACGCUAUUUGCAGGGCAUCAAGCUUCGCGUAGAACAAAAGGAGUAUUCUGCACGUCGACCCUCUCGUUUUUCCAUGGCUCCAACCGCGCAGGUCGGAGCGCAGAACAAUGGUUCAAGACACACCUAUGGUGAACGCAACACCGGCUAUCCAGUGCAGCAAGCCAACAUGAAUUACAAUAUUGGUGGAACUCCAAGAGUCUACGACCGCGUCCAGGGUCCCGCAGCUGGUGUCCAAGGUAUGCCUGUCCACCAAAUGACUCCCCCUUCCACCAUCCAGUACAAUCAUCAGGGAAUACCACAACCCAUGUAUGGCACUCCGCAACAGCAAGCAUCUGCGUACGGCUUUGGCACAAUGACGCCACCAAGCUACAGCAACAUGAGCCACAUGCUUCCAGCUGGAAUCUUCUCUCCUACACCGAACCACAUGGAUCAGAAUCAGCACCAACAUGGCUUCGCUGGUCCUGCCGGCACUCCUGUCUACCAGUCUCCAGGUGUCUACGUUGGCCAUUCUAUCCCGACUAUUCAAGAGACCUACGAAGAGGGAGAAUAUUAG
Molecule: messenger RNA, 1722 nt
Organism: Cladophialophora psammophila CBS 110553
Lineage: Eukaryota; Fungi; Ascomycota; Eurotiomycetes; Chaetothyriales; Herpotrichiellaceae
Exons: 8
Coding region: 1-1722 (573 amino acids)
Molecular function (GO): RNA binding
Source: RefSeq, a predicted model, not a curated record